Messenger RNA from Effrenium voratum, 4947 nucleotides. NCBI's taxonomy places the organism in Eukaryota, Dinophyceae, Suessiales, Symbiodiniaceae. The record is from the annotation of a GenBank genome assembly.
AUGAGCGAUUUCAUACCCGAUGCGACCAUCCUGGUGCAGUUCGCGCUGGCCGCGGUCGUCCUGGCGAUCACGCCGGGGCCGGACAUGGCGCUCUAUGUCGGCCGGGCGAUCACUCAUUCGCGCGCGGCGGGACUGGCCUGUUUUGCCGGCGCGGUGACCGGCAUUCUGGUGCACACCAUGCUCGUGGCGCUGGGCCUUUCCGCCUUGCUGGUGGCGGCGCCGACGGCGUUCCUGGUGCUGAAGGUGAUCGGCGCCGUCUAUCUGAUCUGGCUUGCAUGGCAGGCGAUCCGGCACGGUUCGUCAUUCUCGCCCCGUACAGGAAAGAACGCCCGGGCGGGAUCGUUGGUGGGCCACUAUCUCACCGGUAUCGGCAUCAACAUCCUCAAUCCCAAGAUCGCAUUGUUCUUUUUGACGUUCCUGCCGCAGUUCGUUUCGGCGAACGACCCGCAUGCGCCGGGCAAACUGCUUUUUCUCGGCCUUUUCUUUCUCGCGGUCGCCAUUCCGAUCAUCUUGCCGAUGAUCUUCGCCGCCGACCGGUUCGCCGCCGCGCUGCGCGCCCGGCCGCGCGUCACCCGCACAUUCGACUGGCUGUUUGCCGGCGUGUUCGGCGCAUUUGCGGUGAAGAUCCUGACGGCGCAGGCGCAAAAGGCGAUUCGCGAGCGGUGCGGUUUGAUCAGAUUUGACAAUGUGGGAUUGCGCUACGGGCUGGAGCCGGAGGUUUUGUCCGAUGUGUCGUUUCACAUUCCGGCGCAGUCCUUCCAGUUCCUGACCGGUCCGUCCGGUGCGGGAAAGACCUCCCUGUUGCGCCUGUUGUUCAUGUCGCUGCGGCCGACGCGCGGCCAGAUCACCUUGUUCGGCAAGGACGUGCUGUCGCUCGACCGCCGCGAGAUGCCUAUGCUGCGGCGCCGGAUCGGUGUCGUGUUCCAGGACUUCCGGCUUCUGAGCCACAUGACGAUCUUCGAAAACGUCGCCUUGCCGCUGCGGGUGCGCGGCAAGGAAGUGGCCAGCUACCGGCGCGAUGUGAGCGAACUGCUUGACUGGGUCGGGCUGGGCGACAAGCUCAAUGCGCUGCCGCCGGUGCUGUCGGGUGGUGAAAAGCAGCGCGUGGCCAUUGCCCGCGCACUGAUCGACCAGCCCGAAAUCCUGCUCGCCGACGAGCCGACCGGCAAUGUGGAUCCGCCCAUGGCACGGCGACUUCUGCGUCUGUUCAUCGAGCUCAACCGCUCGGGCACGGCGGUGGUCAUCGCCACCCAUGACCUUGGCCUUAUGGAACAGGACCACAGGUCGCCGCCGGCCUCGCCGAUCGUACCGCCGGGCAACAUUGCCGGCCAGGCGAUGGCGCUGGUCGUUGCGAUCAUGUCCUUCCUCGCCUGCCUGACCGUCGGCGGCGUCUCACUGGUCGGCCAGAGCGCGGCGACCUGGCAAAGCCAGAUUUCGCGCGAGGCGACGGUUCAAAUCCGGCCUGCGCGCGACUUCGACAUCGAGACCGCGCUGGCCGAGGCGCAAGCGAUCGCAGCCGAUUAUGAAGGGGUGCGCUCGGCGCGCAUCAUCGGCCGGGAGGAAACGCUGGGGCUGCUGGAGCCGUGGCUGGGCAGCGGGCUGGGACUUGACGAACUGCCGGUGCCGCGCCUCGUCGUCAUCACCAUCGACGAGACGGCGCCGCCGGAUUUUGCCGCUAUGCGAGCGGCGAUCACGGAAGCCGUGCCCAAUGCGACGCUGGACGAUCACCGGGCCUGGGUGGGACGGCUUGUGGCGAUGGCGCGCACAACGACACUGGCCGGCCUCGCUGUCCUGGCCCUGGUGAUGGCCGCGUUGGUCAUGACCGUCGUCUUUGCCACGCGCGGCGCGCUGGCCGGCAAUCACGAGGUCAUAGAGGUUCUGCACUUUGUCGGCGCGCGCGCCGGGUUCAUCGCGCGGCAAUUCGAGCGCCGCUUUCUGGUCAUCGGCUUGCAGGGCGCGGCCGCCGGCGGUGCCGCGGCGGUGGCGGUCUUUCUCGUCACGGGAUUUUGGGCGAGCCGAAAUCUGACCAGCGCCGAGAACGAGCAGUUGUCCGCCUUUUUCGGCGAUUUCUCGAUGGGCGCCAUCGCCUAUGUCGGCGUGGCCCUGGUGGUGGUUCUGGUCGGCGCGCUGACCAUGGUAACCACCCGCGUCACGGUUCUGCGGGUUCUCUACGAGAUCGACGAGAAACGCGCCGAUCCGAUUCGACACAUGUCGGAAAGCGAACACAUCGACAAGGCGGCCGGCGUGCUCGAGCGCCGGGCGAGCCGCGGUGCCGGGCGCCUGUACCGCGUGCGCGACUUCCUUGUUGCCAUGGCGGCUUUGGCGCUGAUCGCCACCGUGGUCGGCUUCUUCAUUUUUGCCGCGCGUGUCGGCGGGCAGACCGAGAACCCGCCCGCUGGGGUCUCUGCCGAUGCGAUCGUCGUCCUGACGGGCGGCCGGGCGCGAUUGGAGCCGGCCGUGACGCUGCUGCGCGAACAGCGCGGUGCAAGGCUUCUGAUCAGCGGAGUCGAUGCGGACAUCAGCGAUGUCACGCUGCGGCGCACGUUGGAUAUCGACGCCGAUCUCUUCGAAUGCUGCAUCGACAUCGAUCGAGAGGCGCUGGACACGGAGGGCAAUGCCAGGAGCAGUGCCGCAUGGGCCCAGCGGAACGGCUACGCCAGCCUGAUCGUCGUGACCAACGACUAUCACGUGCCGCGCUCGAUGCUUGAGAUGCGGAACGCCCUGCCCGACGUCGAGAUCGUGGCUUAUCCGGUCGUCAACAUGAAGCCGGAGACGGUCGAUCUGGCGGCAUCGAUGGACCGCUACCGGGUGCUGCUCGGCGAAUACGCCAAAUAUCUGGUGGCACGGGUUCGCCCCGUGCUCGUCAUCCGGUCCCUUCUGUUCAACCUGGCCUUCUACGCGAACAAUGUCGUCCAGAUGAUCUUCUGGACGCCGUUCUAUUUUCUCGGCCCGCGCAGCUUUGCAUGGUGGAUCGUCCGCUUCUGGUCGCGGACCCAUCUGUGGCUGAUGAAGGUCAUCGCCGGCACCGAUCACAUUGUGCGCGGGCGCGAGAAACUGCCCGAGGGAGGCUACAUCAUCGCCCCGAAGCACCAGUCGGCCUGGGACACGAUCGCCUUCCUGCCCUGGUGGCCGGACCCGAUCUACAUUCUCAAACGGCAAUUGAUGUGGAUCCCGCUGUUCGGUUGGUACAUUGCGCGCAUGAAGAUGAUCGCCAUCGAUCGCGGCAAUCGCGAACAGGCGAUCCGGUCGAUCAAUGCCAGCGCGCAGCAGGCCGUCGAUGACGGGCGCCAGAUCAUCAUCUAUCCGGAAGGCACGCGCCGGCCGCCGGGCGCCGAGCCUUCCUACAAGAGCGGCAUUGCCCAUAUUUACGAGAAGCUUGACGUGCCGGUGGUGCCCAUUGCCCACAUGGCCGGGCUCUACUGGCCGCGGCGCAAGUUUCUGCGCCAUCCGGGCCUGAUCGAGGUCGAGGUGCUCGAUCCGAUCCCGCCGGGUCUUUCGCGGUCCGCCUUCAUGGCCGAACUGGAACGGCGCACCGAGGAGGCAUGCGACCGGCUUCUGCUGCGCGCCGUCGAAGGGCGCGGCGGGCCGCCGAUCCAGACGCUGCCUGAUGCCGUCGGCAACCGCUUCGAUCCAACGGUCGCGAAUGCCCAUCUCGCGCAUGUGCGCGGCGGUGUUCAGCACAUAGUCUUCGUUCGGCCCGGCCUGUCCGACCGCGCCGCACACCCGGUCGAUCGCUUCCGCGACACUCAGCCGGCCGGCAUAUUGCUCAUGGGUGCGGUCGGCGACAUAGGUGACCGCUUCGGCGGCCUGACCAUCCGAAAGCACGAUGCGGCUGCGCCGCUCCUUGUAGACAUGGGUGAUCAGUUCGCGCUCGCGCAGAUAGGACAUCACCGUGUCUUCAUCAUCCGGCAUCACGCGAAAGGCGACACCGACGCAGGCGCCACCCCGGUCCAGCCCCAUGACCAGGCCCGGCCGUUCGCGCGUACCGCGAUGUUCGAAGGAACGGAUGCAAAGGCUCCGGUGAUAGCCGACCAGCCGGGCGCGCCGGCUUUCGGCGAAGGAAAAGCCGGGAAGGUUGCAGCUAGCAUGAGCGGAGCCGUGAAAAAACCGUCUUACAAUGCCGGGCGGCGGAUUGGCUGGCUGAUGACCGCUGUCAUUGCCGCCAUCGUCCUCUACUCCGCCGGCUGGUUCUGGGCGGCGGACAUGGUCGACCGGACGGUGACCGCGUCGGCCAAUGACGAGCGCGCAUCGCUGCGCUUUUCCUGCCCCGGACAGGAUGUGCGCGGCUUUCCGUUCCGGAUCGGCGUCUUCUGCGACGCCUUUGAGGUGGCUGCGGCGGACGGGUCCUUUGUGGCCAGCGGCGGCGCGGUUCGCUCGGCGGCUCAGGUCUACGAUCCGCGCCGCGUGGUUGCGGAAAUCGACAGUCCCGUCACCAUCUACGACGCGGCGGGGACGGCCUACCGACUCGACUGGUCGGUCGGGCGGAUCAAUGCGGCGACUGCGCCGGUGAACGAACGGAUGGUGGCGUUCGAGGCAGACGAUAUCCGUGUCGGCCUCGAUGGGAUCGGCGAGCUGGCGCGGGCUGACCGCCUGGGGCUCUAUGUUCGCGAACAGGGAGCCGCCAUGGACGUGGCGAUGCGUCCGCGCGCGCUGACCAUCGACCCUGCUCUGGUCGGCGGGCGCGCUCUUCCGCCGGUCGGGCUCGAUAUCGAUCUGCGGCUUGAGGACUGGGCAUCCACAUGGUCAGCCGGUCCGGUCGCCGCCGGGAGCGGUAUGAUCAACCGUGUGGCGCUGCUUCUGACCGACGAUCGCGGCGUGAUCGUGGAGGGGCCGUUCCGCCUGUCGCCGGACGGUCUGAUCAGCGGCGAUUUCUCGGUCAGGGUCGUCGAUGUGCCCGAUCGAGACGCUUGCUGCUGCCGCGCCCCGGCAGGCAUCGAUGCCCGAUGA